Molecule: messenger RNA, 3090 nt
Organism: Daphnia carinata
Lineage: Eukaryota; Metazoa; Arthropoda; Branchiopoda; Diplostraca; Daphniidae
Gene: Saf-B
Product: scaffold attachment factor B2-like
Exons: 13
Coding region: 149-2998 (949 amino acids)
Biological process (GO): regulation of transcription by RNA polymerase II; regulation of mRNA processing
Cellular component (GO): nucleus
Molecular function (GO): sequence-specific DNA binding; RNA binding
Source: RefSeq, a predicted model, not a curated record
CCGGAAGUCGCCAUUGCAUCGUUAACUUUAGCCGUGCUCAUACUUUAUCACUUGCAUUAAACGUUAGACAGCGUUGGCUUGCCCAUUCCAACCAUUCUGUCGUGUAGUGUGACAUGAAAAAUUUUUGAUCUGUACAGAACUUGUAAUAAUGGUAGCCAGUGCAGAAAUAGUCAAACGUACAAUUCCAGAGCUGCGCGUGGUCGACUUGAAGAAUGAAUUGGAAAAGAGAAACCUUGAUAAAACUGGAAACAAAGCUGUUCUAGUUGAACGCCUUACCAAGUCAGUUCGGGAAGAAGGCCACAAUCCUGAUGAAUACUACUUCGAAGUAUCUGAACGGAAGAUAGCAAAAAAAACAGGCACUGCAAGGCAAGAUCAUGACAUUAGCGAUCUAGACAGUGCUACCGAUGGGGCUGAUGUAUCCAAUGCCAAUGAGUUUGAUGAAGAUUUGAAGGAAGAUGGGGACGCUAAGAAAGGAAAUCAAAUUAAUGAUGUUAAUGACUCGAACAGUUUUGAGGUGGUAGAAGCAGCUGUGUCUUCUGCUGAUGAGUCCACAAAAAUUGAGUUUUCGGGUAACCAAGAAAAUAGUGAUGCUGUUGAAGAUUGCAUUAACCUCAAUGUGGAAGAUGAAGAAAAUUUUGAAGAGGAGGAGAGUCAUGCUAAGGAGAAGGACGAACCACCAAGGAGAGGAUUAACUCAGCAGCAGCAACGUGAAGAGAAACAGCAGCCUAAGAGCUUAUCGACCGGCGUGGGUUCGUCUGGAGAUGCAUCAUUGGCCGGUGGAGUAGGAGAUGCGAUGGAAAUCGUCAAAACGAGUUCGGGAGCCUUUGGUGACAGCAACGGGGACCACGAGGCUGACGAAGAUGGCAAGGAAAGCAACAACAGUACUGGAGCCUCGAUGGACAACGUCGCCUCGUCAACUGCAUCGACCGGAGAGAAAGCCAAGAGUGGCUCCGCCGGUGUUAAAGAUGGUACGAAGACAGCCUCCAAAGACGACCGAGACAAGAAGAAAGGCGUAGGAAGUUCGAGCAAUGGUGGUGGCAGUCGCAAUUUGUGGGUGAGCGGGUUGUCUACAUCGACGCGUGCAACAGAUUUGAAACAUCAUUUCUCAAAAUUCGGCAAGGUCAUUGGAGCGAAAAUAGUCACCUAUGCCCGGACACCAGGUGUACGUUGCUUUGGCUACAUUACUAUGGCCACAAGUGAAGACGCUUCAAAGUGUAUACAGUACCUCCAUCGCACUGAAGUUCACGGGCGGAUGAUUUCAGUAGAGCGGACAACAGGAGAGAGCGGACCUCGUAAGGCUGAUGUCAAAUUGUCUGAACCAAAGAAUGCAGUUCCAUCUGCAGCCGAGGGUGAAACAUCUGAAAAAAAGAGCGUUGACAAAGUUGAUGACCUCGAAGGUGAUUCUUCGCCAAUCUCGAAGAAACCAACAGAAACGACACAGGACGUUGUAUCGGGUGAUGCAACCGGAGAUGCGUCCGUCGCCGGAAAUGUGAAAGAAAAGGAAGAAGAGAAAGCAACGUCACAAGGAACGGACAAAGAUGGUAAAACCGCGAUCGCCUCGGCUCAACAACAACGCGAAAACCGUGAACGAGUCAACCGCGAACGGAUGGAACGUGAAAGGAAAGAUCGGCCUCGACGACCUCUGUCACCUCAUAGACCGCGCCAGCAAGUUUUGACCUUCCAGCACAUUCGGGAGGAACGGGAGAAGCAGCGACUAAGAGAACGUGAGCGGCUAGAGAGAGAAUCGGAGCGUCGUCGGCGAGAAGAAAUGGCGCGCAUUCGGGAAUUUGACCGCAAACAACGUGAAGAAGCUAUGAGACUAGAAAAGGAGCGUGAACGGUUACGCAUCGAAAGGGAGAGAUUGGAACGCGAGAAAGCAGAAAUACUACGCCUUGAACGGGAACAGCAACGGUUGGAAAGGGAAAAGAUUGAAGCGGAACGAGAAGAGCUGAAACGCAGACAAGCUAGGUCUCUUGCCAAGAUUGAAGAAGUUAGACGCGCAACCAAAAGGACUGCUCCUAAUGAUCGUGACGGAUACUUUGUCGAUCGUAAACGCCUUUCCGUGGAGGGAUCAAUGCGGUUUGAUCCAUCAUCGCGAUUCAGUGAUUCUAAAUCAAGUACUGCUGGAGGCAGUGGGCAUUUUGGAUCAGGUUCGACAUCGCUGAGUUCUGAUUAUCGUGGCUCUAAGGUGUCUGAACCGGUUCGUGGCGGUUAUGAUAACCAUGCGCGACGUUUCGAUCGCCCGCCACCAUCAUCUGCCUCUACUACAGUUGGAUCGUCUGUGAUCACCCGACGCGUCGUUCAAGAGAUACCUACCCUUCGAAGAGAUAAUCGACCUGCGCCACCAUCACCACCACCGACUCGAGAGAGAUUAGACGACCGUCGAGUAGUUGAUAGGGGUCGUGACGAUAGGUAUGAUCGUGGAAACCGAGGCCGCGAUAGUUUUUCAGACCGUGACAGGGAACGCGAAAGAGAACGGCCACGUGAACGAGGAGUGGGAAGGGGUAGCGUGGCUGAACCCAUCCGCAACAACCGCAUGCCUGAGCGAGAUCACCGUGAUCGAUAUGCUAGUGACUCGCGAACUGGGAAAGAUCACCGUUACAACGAGCGAGGAUCCGAGCCCUGGCAACGAGGUCCAUCUGGUGCGAAUGCACCUGCCUCAAGCAGUGGGGCUGGUAGCUCGAAAGCGGCCUACGGCUCGAAUGCAAGUGGCAGUAAUAUGCUCGGAAAUGGAGUUGGGUCGUCUUCUAGUACUAACGGGUGGUCUGGGAACGGAAGUGUUCAACAAGAUCGCUGGAACACAUCGUCUUCGCUCUUGCCUGUCGGAAGAUCUUUGGGUGCGCCAUUGUCAGGGACCUUCAAUGGCAACUGGACGGGAUCAGCACCACCUCUUAGCAGUGUGUACAAUCCAGCAACAGCGAUUGGUGGUCUGAACAAUCCAAUUGUCGGGCAGUCCGGAUCCGUUAACUAUUCGGCAGACCGUUAUUCGCGACACUAAUUUUUUCCAUCCUAUCUAACCUGAUUUGUUUGUUUUUUUCUCUCGACUAGACGUUUACAAUGUAUCAAGAAAAUACACUAAAUUGGACUUUA